Messenger RNA from Ornithorhynchus anatinus (platypus), 902 nucleotides. RefSeq names its product ATPase H+ transporting V1 subunit E1 (gene ATP6V1E1). The coding region runs from base 1 to 681 and encodes 226 amino acids. NCBI's taxonomy places the organism in Eukaryota, Metazoa, Chordata, Mammalia, Monotremata, Ornithorhynchidae. The transcript has 9 exons. Gene Ontology annotation, cellular component: proton-transporting two-sector ATPase complex, catalytic domain. Gene Ontology annotation, molecular function: proton-transporting ATPase activity, rotational mechanism. The record is from RefSeq and is a predicted model, not a curated record. Gene Ontology annotation, biological process: proton transmembrane transport.
AUGGCCCUCAGCGACGCCGACGUCCAGAAGCAGAUCAAGCACAUGAUGGCUUUCAUCGAGCAAGAAGCCAACGAGAAGGCGGAAGAGAUCGACGCCAAGGCCGAAGAAGAGUUCAACAUCGAGAAAGGUCGGCUGGUGCAGACGCAGAGGCUGAAGAUCAUGGAGUACUACGAGAAGAAGGAGAAGCAGAUCGAGCAGCAGAAGAAGAUUCAGAUGUCCAACUUGCUCAAUCAGGCCAGGUUGAAAGUGCUGCGUGCGAGAGAUGACCUGAUCUCGGACCUGCUGAGUGAAGCCAAGCAGAGGCUGACCAAGGUGGUGAAGGACAACGUCAGGUACCAGGCACUGCUGGACGGCCUGGUCCUCCAGGGCUUGUACCAGCUGCUGGAGCCCCGCGUGACCGUCCGCUGCAGGAAGCAAGACUUCCCCCUGGUGAAGGCCGCGGUGCAGAAGGCCAUCCCCAUGUACAAGAUCGCCACCAAGAAGGACGUCGAAGUCCAGGUGGACCAGGAGCAGUACCUGCCCGAGGAAACGGCCGGCGGGGUGGAGCUCUACAACGGCGACCGCAAGAUCAAGGUGUCCAACACCCUGGAGAGCCGCCUGGACCUCAUCGCCCAGCAGAUGAUGCCGGAGGUGCGCGGGGCCUUGUUCGGGGCCAACGUCAACAGGAAGUUCCUGGACUGAAGCCUGGGCCGGUCGUUCCCGCCCCCGCCGCCCCGCCGAGACUCGGGGUCCCCGCGCCGCCGCUUCCCGGGGAGGGGUAGGUUGAAGCCCGGACCACCCCCGCCUCUUCCCUCACCCCGUUGCCCCGCCCUGGCCCCGAGGUGGCCUCGGCCAUCGGCGGGAGUCAGAGGCUCCAGCCCUGAGUCUGUGUUGCUUUAUUUAUUAAAGGCAAAGGUGUCUCA